GCGCGUGAUGACAAAAGCAAAAAUAUUUCCCUCCUUCUUUUUCGCAUGCAAACAAAUAUCAGCAACACCGUCAACGCGAAUUUAAAAAGUUGUUUUGUUACCGGGUUAAAACGAAAGCUUAAAUUUAAACCAUUAUUCUACAAUUCACAAAACUAACACUUAUCAAAGCGACAUCCAAUAUGCAAACAAUAUUCAAGCUGACAGCGGCAGCACCGAUAUACAUACAAAAUUUAAUUAGCCCAACAAGCCAGUUCCGAUGUGCUACAGUGGUGUCUAAGUUUUAUAAAACAAGACACUAUGCUAAUGAAGCUUCCGAAAAAGACGAACUGCAGGAAAAUGAAAAGAAAUUGACAAUUGAACUCGAAACUUCGAGGAAAGAGAUCCAAUCGCUUAAUAAUAAAAUAAGUGAGCUUGAAGAUAAGUAUAAAAGAGCUCUUGCAGAUGGAGAAAACAUGCGACGUCGUUUGACAAAGCAGAUUGAAGAUGCAAAGCUAUUUGGUAUUCAAGGAUUUUGUAAGGAUCUUCUCGAAGUAGCGGAUAUAUUAGGACAUGCAACUGAAGCUGUACCAAAAGAAGAGAUUUCAGAUAACAAUCCUCAUUUGAAGAAUCUGUACGAAGGACUUACAAUGACAAAGGCACAACUUAAUCAAGUAUUCAAACGUCAUGGCUUGGAACAAGUUAAUCCACUGAAUGAAAAGUUCAACCCCAAUCUUCACGAAGCGUUAUUUCAGCAGGAAGUGGAGAAUGCAGAACCAAACACAAUUGUAGUGGUGAGUAAAAUUGGAUACAAGCUGCAUGAGCGGUGCAUACGACCUGCGCUGGUAGGAGUAGCGAAAGGAUAAAUCAAACAGAAAAUAUAUUGCGACUAAAACAACUUUGUUAUCACGAUUUGUAUAUUGAAAAGGGCAAUAAUAUAUUUCACAAUAAUUUAGUUAAAAAGGGGGUUCAUCUUAAUAAUAAGAAAUUAUUUUGCAUUAAACUGAUACCUUUAUUCUCAACAGUAAUUUACGUAUUUUAAGCAUAUAUGUAUAUCCAUCCAGUGUAUGCAGUAUUUUUGUUGAAAGAAACGGCUUGAAAUAUAAUUUCUGAGAAAUUCGGAUCAUCUAAAUACAAAAUUAACCAGAAUGAGAAAAAAAGGUACAACAGGGUAAAAUAAAGCUUUUCUAGAAACUAUGUUAGAAACCCUGC
Molecule: messenger RNA, 1188 nt
Organism: Wyeomyia smithii (pitcher-plant mosquito)
Lineage: Eukaryota; Metazoa; Arthropoda; Insecta; Diptera; Culicidae
Gene: Roe1
Product: grpE protein homolog, mitochondrial
Exons: 5
Coding region: 180-842 (220 amino acids)
Biological process (GO): protein import into mitochondrial matrix; protein folding
Cellular component (GO): PAM complex, Tim23 associated import motor
Molecular function (GO): protein homodimerization activity; adenyl-nucleotide exchange factor activity; protein-folding chaperone binding
Source: RefSeq, a predicted model, not a curated record